Molecule: messenger RNA, 765 nt
Organism: Striga asiatica
Lineage: Eukaryota; Viridiplantae; Streptophyta; Magnoliopsida; Lamiales; Orobanchaceae
Source: the annotation of a GenBank genome assembly
AUGGGUCCUCACCACCCAUCAACGCAUAGUGUUCUUGAACUGAUUGUUAUUCUUGACGUUAUUGACUGUGAACCGAAUUUACACAGAGGGAUGGAAAAAAAUAGGGGAAAAUCAAGCAAUUAUACAAUAUUUGCCUUAUGUAACACGUUGGGAUUAUUUAGCUACUAUGUUCACAGAAUCAAUAACCGUAAAUGGACCCGAACAGAUAGGAAAUAUAAGUAUCUAAAAGAGCUAGCUAUAUCAGAGCUAUUAUGUUGCCGAGAUUGGGGGAAGGGCAGAGACCCCAUUCUUCUCUUCUAUAUUUUUCGAGAACGAGAAUUAAGAUAUGACCUAUUCGAAGCUGCUCCUGAAUCCUUAAAAUUCAAAGAAGUCUGCAGAAUCAUAUGGGCGCUUGAGCCUAGUGUAUUAGGAAUCACCCCUGGUAUACUACUAAUUAUUUUGUUAGAAAGAGAAAUAUCUGCGGGAAUACAACAACAUAUUGGACCUGAAUACGCCGGGCUGUUGGGAAUUCUGCAAGUUCUAGCUGAUGGUACAAAACUAGUUUCAAAGAGAAUCUUCUUCCUUCUAGAGGAAAUACUAUAUCGGUUCACCAACAGCAUAAUUCCUUUUAGCUAUCGCUUUAUUCUAGCGGAUCUUAGCAUUGAUGCUUUUUUGUGGAUUGCCCUUCCAUGUCUUGCUCCCAUUGGACUUCUUAUGUCAGAAUAUGGGUCAAAUAAUAAAUAUUUCCUUUUUGGUGAAUUAAGGGCUGCUGAUCAAUCAAUUUAG